Molecule: messenger RNA, 1317 nt
Organism: Botrytis byssoidea
Lineage: Eukaryota; Fungi; Ascomycota; Leotiomycetes; Helotiales; Sclerotiniaceae
Exons: 2
Coding region: 1-1317 (438 amino acids)
Biological process (GO): mannan biosynthetic process
Cellular component (GO): Golgi apparatus
Molecular function (GO): alpha-1,2-mannosyltransferase activity
Source: RefSeq, a predicted model, not a curated record
AUGUGGAACUCCUUGCCAGAAAAGCGCCGUUUUGUUGUUAUUUUUUCAUCCAUCACAAUCAUUGUACUUUUCGGCCUUGGGUCUGAGUACCGGUACUCAUAUCUUGAUCGUCAAACACUUUUUCCUGCAUUCGGAAAGUCAACUCUACCAUGGAUUGCUACUUCCAGUACUUUUUGGGCUACGUUCGCUCCACUAUUGGCAGCUGCUGCACCGCGAUGCUCACCCCCAGAGCUUAGUGGUAAAGCAUAUUCCAUGAAUAUCGGCAAAAGAAGAGCCGCGGAUCAUAUUGUCAUGGAAGAAAAGGAUAUUGAAAUCAUGCGACGUUCGCAUACUUGGUUCGUUGAUCAACUUAUGCAGAAUGCCCCGAAGUUGGAAUUUGAGGAUGGAACCCAGGGUAUUGUUACAUCUGCAGGAGGUGAUUAUUUCCCACCACUUCUCGUCAGUCUUCAAUUCCUUCGCCGCACCGGAUCUAAACUACCCGUCGAAGUCUUCCUUGCCUCACCGGAUGAAUACGAACCAUUGAUAUGCGAGACAAUUCUUCCUUCAUUAAACGCGAAAUGCCUGAUUCUCUCUGAUAUUAUCGAUCAACACGAGCUUCCAUUCUCUUUCACGGGAUACCAACUAAAAGCUUUUGCAAUAAUACUCCCAUCUUUUGAAUCAGUUCUUUUUCUCGAUGCAGAUAAUUUCCCAGUCUAUUCCCCCGACGAUCUAUUCACAUCCACACCUUUCACAUCAGAACAUCUUGUCCUGUGGCCAGAUUACUGGGCCCGACACCCUCGCCAACUCUUAGCACAUCGUACCGAGGCCUUGCUACUCGCAGCAUACUAUAAUGCCUACGGUGAUUAUUAUUACCACCUGAUGACUCAAGGAGGUGCAGGAGAAGGCGACAAAGAAACGUUCUCAACGGCUGCUCUCGUUCUUGGUAAUAGUUUCUACACCGUAUCUCAUUUGCCUCGUCCCUUUGGUUCAUGCGGGAAUGGUGCAGCAGCUCUGCAAGUUGACCCUAUGGAAGAUGUGGGCACAAGAGGAAAGGAAAUCCCAAGACCAUUUUUCAUCCAUGCAAGCUGGCCGCCAAAACUCAAUCCACUACACAAUUACCAAGGUUCGAGGCAAUGGGGUAGUGAAGAACACUCAUUAAGCAUAUUUAAUGGUUUAGAUGUUGAACGCACAGCCUGGGAAUACAUGGUACAAAUGGCAUGUGAUGAAAACAUUGUCUUUCAGAGCUGGGAGAAUAGAACAGAGAAAGCGGUUUGUGACCAGACCAGGGGAAGCUUCAAGAAUGUGUUUGGAGAGGAAUAUAACAAGUUGGGCGGGUGA